CAAAAGUAUAAAACUGGUCGACUUUCUCGCGAGACCUUCAGUUUCUCAGUCGCUCGAGCGGAUCCAACUAGACCGGUUCCUCUAUCACAGUUGUACUUACACCGUUAAAAAAAGCCCUAAACUCAGUGAAAAUGGCCCCGAUUUUGUACUACAGCGACGCGAGUCCUGCCGCAAGGGGCACCCUGUUGGCCAUCAAGGCGUUGGGCGUCGACGUCGAAUUGUCGCCCGUAAAUUUGGCCGCCGGCGAGCACAUGACGCCCGAAUACUUAAAAAUGAAUCCCUUCCACACCGUCCCGACGCUCAAAGACGGCGAUUUCAUCGUAUGGGACAGCCACGCUGUUAAUAUUUAUUUGUUGGAGAAAUACGCCCCCAACAGCGAUCUCUACCCUUCGGAUCCCCAACAGAAGGCCACAGUCAAUCAACGAUUAUUCUUCAACGUCGGCGUAAUUUUCCCCAAAUUGCAGGCGAUCGUCGUUUCGCUUCUCAGAGAAGGAGCUAAAAGCGUGAGCAAGGACAAGGCCGAUCAAGUUACCCAAGCCUACAACCUCCUGGAGACCUUGCUGGAGAAGAGCCCCUACGUGGCCGGUUCCAGUCUGACCUUGGCUGAUUUGAGCGUGAUCGCCAACGUGAGCUCGUUGAACGUGUUGGUACCGGUUGCCGAAAACCGGUACCCGAAAAUCAGCGAAUGGAUGGCCAAAAUGAAGACGUUGCCGUACUAUCAGGAGGCGAAUCAAGUCGGCUUGGGGCACUUCGAAGGGAUGGUGAAGAGCAAAAUGGCUUGAGGAAGCCUUUGUCAUUUGUCAUUUGAGAGAUGUUUUUGCUAUACUUAAUUAAGAAUAAGUGCGAGGCGCUGUUCGAACCAUAUUGUUAAAACUUCAGUAUUGACAGGAUUCAUUAAUGCUUUUCAUUAUUUAUGUAUUAGAAUUUUAAUCAGUGUCAGUCGUUUGUUAUUUUGAAAUAAAAUUUUUGGUAAAUAAUAAAAAUCGUUGUAAUUUAGUUUAAUUCGAUCACAGUAGGCUGUGCGUUGUGGGU
Molecule: messenger RNA, 1032 nt
Organism: Phyllotreta striolata
Lineage: Eukaryota; Metazoa; Arthropoda; Insecta; Coleoptera; Chrysomelidae
Source: the annotation of a GenBank genome assembly